AUGCUUGCAUAUGGUCAAGCAACAGAUUCCACCGACGAGUAUGUUAAGAUAGGACAAUCAACAUCAAUUGAAAGUAUGAAGAGAUUUUGUCGAUCAGUAGUGGAAAUAUUUUUAGGGCAGUAUUUGAGAUCACCAAUUGCUAUUGAUGUUGCAAAACUUCUAUAUAUUGGUGAAAAAAGAGGUUUUUUAGGAAUGUUGGGAAGCUUAGAUUGCAUGCACUGGAAAUGGAAAAAUUGUCCAACUGCCUGGGCUGGGCAAUAUGCGUGUCGUGGUGGAUCACCAACUAUUAUUCUUGAAGUUGUCGCAGAUUAUGAUAUUUGGAUAUGGCAUGCUUAUUUCAGUAUGCCAGGCACACACAACCAUAUCAAUGUGUUGGAGUCUUCUCACCUUUUCUCCAAUCUUGCUCAAGGUAUUGCUCCUCCCAUUCGUUACUUCAUUCAAGGAAUAUGA
This is a messenger RNA of Cynara cardunculus var. scolymus (artichoke), 450 nucleotides long. RefSeq lists its product as uncharacterized. Bases 1 to 450 code for a protein of 149 amino acids. The record is from RefSeq and is a predicted model, not a curated record. The transcript has a single exon. NCBI's taxonomy places the organism in Eukaryota, Viridiplantae, Streptophyta, Magnoliopsida, Asterales, Asteraceae.